AUGGGUUGGUUUAGUGGCCCAUCAUCAUCCUCGGUCUCAUCGAAUGCAAAUGGCUAUGUCCGUCGCCGCGCGAGCUCUCCGCACCACAAACCAAGCUACUCAACCUAUCACCGAGGACACUCCGCACCAUCCAUCUUUAGCCUAGGUCGUGGAGGAGGUGGAGGAGGACGCUCCAGUCCCUCCGUAUUCUCAUCCUUCUCCUCAUCAUCACGUCGGGCCCGACCCCGCGACGGAUUCAUACAACGUCUCAUCCGCUCCAUCAAGAAGCUAUUCCGUGAUAUCUACCGCUACGCCAAAAACCACCCUAUGAAGGUGUUUAUGCUCGUCAUCCUCCCACUACUUACAAGCGGUAUUCUACCUAAGUUGUUAGCUAUGAUUGGUGUCCGAAUUCCCGGUGGAGUUCUGAGUGCCCUUGGUGGCUCCUCACAUGGGGCACGAGGAAUUGGGGGAAUGGAGAACAAGGGACUCUCGGAUAGCGUCAACUCGCUGGUUAGCUUGGCUAAGGCAUUCUCCUAA
Penicillium angulare is the source of this 516-nucleotide messenger RNA. RefSeq lists its product as uncharacterized. The transcript has a single exon. Bases 1 to 516 code for a protein of 171 amino acids. NCBI's taxonomy places the organism in Eukaryota, Fungi, Ascomycota, Eurotiomycetes, Eurotiales, Aspergillaceae. The record is from RefSeq and is a predicted model, not a curated record.